AUGGAAAGUUUAAACUUGUCAAACAGUGAAAUAACCAGUAGUGGUAUAUCUCAGUUUGGGAUUCUUAAGAAUCUACAAGAGUUGGAUCUUUCUAGUAAUUUAAUUAACUCAGAAGGAGCAAACUAUCUGAGCUCAUUAUAUAAUUUAACAAGUUUAGCUCUAAAUGAUAAUUCAAUUACUGGGGAAGGUUUGAGAAACUUCAGUAACCUUACAAACUUAACUGAAUUGUUUUUGGACAACAAUAAUAUUGGAAGUGUUGGUGCCAAUUAUCUAUCAUCAAAUACUAACAUCAAGUUUCUAACUCUUUCUAACAAUUCUAUUGCAGAUGAGGGUUUAGAAAAUUUUGGAAAUUUGAAAUCAUUAAUCCAUCUUAAUUUGAAUUUUAAUAAUGUUCAACGUGGAUUAAUUUAUCUAUCUGAAUGUAAAUUAUUAAAACAAUUGGAUAUUCAACACAAUAACCUUACUGAUCAAGAAUUAAUUGAUUUUUUCGAUAAAGAACUAAGUAUUGAAGAAUUAGAUCUUUCAGAAAACAAAAAACUAUCAGGAAAAUCAUUUAAAAACAUUUGUAAACAGAGAAAACUUUCCAUUUUAAACAUUGGAAGUAACCCAAAACUUGGAGAUUUAUCACUCUCCCAUUUGGCAUCUCUAAAUCUAUUAACAUUGAGAGCAAAUAAUUGCGGAAUUACUGAUAAAGGGCUAGUGAAAUUCUUACAAGAAAAUUCGAAUAGAAAUUCGAGCAAACGAUUGAAUCUCUACUUGGAAGAAACCCCAUUUACAAAUAUUGCAUUGGAGGAAUUACUUAAUCAAGCAAGUUUCAUAGAAGAGCUGCAAAUUACUUUUUCAUCCAAAUUUGAUGAAGCUCUCACAAAGAAAUUGAAUGAAAGAAUACCAAAAUUUUUCAUGUCAAACGAGAUUUUGGAACAAGCAAAGAAACCUAACAAUUGUUUACUUCAAUAA
This is a messenger RNA of Naegleria gruberi, 957 nucleotides long. RefSeq lists its product as uncharacterized. Gene Ontology annotation, molecular function: protein binding. The transcript has a single exon. Gene Ontology annotation, cellular component: plasma membrane. The coding region runs from base 1 to 957 and encodes 318 amino acids. The record is from RefSeq and is a predicted model, not a curated record. Lineage: Eukaryota; Heterolobosea; Eutetramitea; Acrasida; Naegleriidae.